Triplophysa dalaica is the source of this 1027-nucleotide messenger RNA. RefSeq lists its product as uncharacterized. The transcript is spliced from 5 exons. NCBI's taxonomy places the organism in Eukaryota, Metazoa, Chordata, Actinopteri, Cypriniformes, Nemacheilidae. The record is from RefSeq and is a predicted model, not a curated record. The coding region runs from base 68 to 730 and encodes 220 amino acids.
CCACACCCGACUUUGUCUUUUAUUUUACUGUAGCUGUAGGAUUGUUAGUAAGAACGACCAGGAAUUAAUGUUGGUUAUUGCCGUUGUUAAAAAAAACUCCAUACUUCCGUAUUUGACGGUGGAGAAUGUGAACAGAGUUGGUCCGAGAUCACAAUGUCAAGAAAGUGUUGCGCGCUAUCGCCCUCUCACUAACACACACCCGCACACACCCAGAGACAUCCAGUCAUACAGGAUGAGAGCCGUAUCGGCAAUGAUUUUCCUGGCCGUAUGUGCCCUGAUGGUUAUAGUCUACCAGGCCAUACAGCAGGAGCUAAACAUCCGCAACCAGAAAACGAGCAUCGUGGUUUCCAAUGAACAGGUGAAGCUAAAGGAGGAUGGGAUCGUAUCCGUCAAAAUGCAGAUAGAUGAUAUGAAUAAGAAGAUUGCUCCCUUGGCUGCACAGAGAGAUCAGCUCAAGAAACAGAAGGAGGAUCAGAAGAAACUCUUCGCCCAGUCGGAAAAGGAUCUAGGCACCUGCAAGAGUGAGAAGGAUAAUUUAGAGAAGAAACGCACUGAAGCAAGUAAUAUACUUCAGAAAAUCAAAGAAGGCCAUGAAGCCGAAUGGAAGAAAGCUGAGCAGGAGAUUGAGGAUUUGAAACAUAAGAUUCUAGACAGAGAUUUAAAGAUUUGUGAAUUUGUGGAUCUGAAGGUGGAAGAAACAAGGAUGUUAUGUGCAGGUGCAAAACUGUGAAGUAGGCCUACCUUUGUGAAGUCCAAUGGAGCGCUCAGGAAAAAUGAUCUUAUUUGAAUAUAGUUGUGUUCGUAUGUGGAUACGUUUUUUCACAUGCAUUUUUUUGUCAACGUCGAUUUUCAAAAAACAUAAUUGCCCUUAAUGUCAAAUUAAAUGUGGCCCUAAAUGAAAAAUGGGCCUCGUGUGUUCUUUAAAAUGUCAGUUUGAUGUAGUAAACGAUUCAAUCUAUGUGUGUAUAUGUAAGCACAUAUCAUAUGUUGACUUUUUACAUCAUUUAACAAGAACAAUAGAACAAUC